This is a messenger RNA of Naumovozyma castellii, 1218 nucleotides long. It is a transcript of the gene YTP1, whose product is annotated as Ytp1p. Bases 1 to 1218 code for a protein of 405 amino acids. The record is from RefSeq and is a predicted model, not a curated record. Lineage: Eukaryota; Fungi; Ascomycota; Saccharomycetes; Saccharomycetales; Saccharomycetaceae. The transcript has a single exon.
AUGAAUAUGGACAUGGGUGCAACGGAAUACACGAGACCAAAUAUUGUUGAUGCAGGUCCCAAAGCCGCCCACUGGAUAUUCACAUUGUGUCUCUUAUUCCUAUUACCCUCUUUGAACUGUUGUCUGGUCUUUGCAGACAGAACAAACUACUCGUUAAUACUACAAUCUGUCAUUACACUGUACUCGGUUUGUGAAGUUUCCUUUUUAAGCUUCCCUGAUGGAGAUGGUGUGGAGAAUAUUACUUCUUCCGUGCUAGGUGGCAUAAUACUCGGAAUGAAUAUACUAUCCCUCUCUUUGAAUUUUAUACUAAGGAAACAGGGGCAAGGUAAGAUCAAACAAUGGAUCGGUUACCUCCAUCGCACCCUUUCCUUCGCGUUAGUUUUGGCAGGUUGGGUAAAAGUUUGCCUAGCACCUGUGGCAUUAUUUGGAUUUUGUAGACCUGGUCAUACGGGACAAUGUGCAGCACAUGGAAUUAUGGGGAGUGCAUUUGUAUGGUACGGGUUUGUUUACUCUUUGGUCCUUGUGGUGCCUUGGAUUAGAAAAUCCGAUUAUUCACAAGAUCACAUAGAUAGUUGGGUAAUGUGCCUUUGGGGUAUUGUAAACACAUUCACCGAACACAGAUGGGGGAGAGAAGAUUGGUUUAUGCAUGAUUAUCAGCAUACUGCGAUGGGGAUAAUAUGGUGGUCCGGUGGGAUCUUGGGUAUUUUCCUCUCCAGGAAAGGGAAGAGAACAUUUGUCCCCAGUUUGUUGAUAAUUUUUACUGGAUGGGCCAUGUCGCAACAUCAUCAACAUUUAGAGAUUAGUACUCAUGUGCAUGCAUUUUUUGGAAUGGUGCUAAUGCUGGGUGGUGCUCUACGUAUUAUUGAAAUUACAUUUUUGUUGAAGGAUGCUAAUAACACGAAUGAUGAGAUAUUAUCAUUCCAAUAUUUAUCAACAUUUUGUCUCGUUUCAUCAGGAAUAUUAUUUAUGGGUGCAACUGAGGAACAAUUGAAAUUGGUUAUGAGAUUGGGUGCGGACCAUAGUGCUUACAUUUUGGUUCUACUCUCUGGGGCAUGUUUGUUAUUUUGUUGGAUACAGGUGUGUUUGAAUUUUUAUGUAUAUUUAAUGGACACAAAGGGAACUCGUUUAGAUGAUUAUGAGUCGUUAUACCAGGAGUUUACCCAAUCUCCAAUUGCAGAUACUGAUGUAACCGAAACCUCGGAAAGUUUCGAACUAUAA